Messenger RNA from Leptidea sinapis, 1862 nucleotides. Its product is annotated as zinc finger protein 431-like. The record is from RefSeq and is a predicted model, not a curated record. Bases 119 to 1810 code for a protein of 563 amino acids. The transcript is spliced from 5 exons. Gene Ontology annotation, molecular function: chromatin insulator sequence binding; zinc ion binding. NCBI's taxonomy places the organism in Eukaryota, Metazoa, Arthropoda, Insecta, Lepidoptera, Pieridae. Gene Ontology annotation, biological process: regulation of transcription by RNA polymerase II. Gene Ontology annotation, cellular component: nucleus; chromosome.
GUUUAAAUUCUCUUUGGGCACAAGUCAAAUCGGAAGUCGGAGUCGAAAGAGAUGCUAAAUACCUAAUAUUAUUGUUUUUAUUUUAUAAUUUAUUUAACAAACAGCAUAUAGAAAAACCAUGGAUCCAAACAUUUUUUACGGAUCGUGUCGAUGUUGUUUAGGAAUUGGUUACCACAGGAAUAUCAUGAAGGAAUAUUCUGACAAUAAUAAAAAGGAGAUAUAUAUUAAUUUAUUCGUGGAAUGCUUUAAUUUAUAUUUAUCAACAAACAAAGAUAUUAGUUCAUUGAUAUGUUCUAAGUGCAUUCAACAGCUUGAAGAAGCAAACACAUUCAGACUAACCGUUAUUCACAACGAACAGAGAUUACUUGAUACAGUACCAAAUAAGGAUAUGAUUUUUGUCAAUGUACCAGGUGAUGGUGAAGUAAUUAUAAAAGAUGAACAGGACAGUGAUAGUGUGGGUGGUGUGAGUGAUGAUGACUCAGAUUAUAAACCAGACGAAGAUUUAGUGGAUCACACAGAAGAGCAGAACUGCAUAGAAAAUGGCUUAGUGAAGGGUGAAGCCGAGUUGCUGGGACGGUUUGAAGUAGCGCAUCGCUUGCCUACAAGAAAAUCUCUGUACACAAACGGGUGUAGUGCAUUCGUGAAGCAUCUAGACAGGCUUAAAGACACAAUAAUUCUCCCAAAUAUGAUCACUCACCUGAUACAAAACGACAAAGAAGCCACUGACAACAAGAAAAUCUACAUAACGGAAAAAAUGGCGUACGUACUAAACACAUCGAUGGUUCUAGAAAAUUCUAAUGUCACACCGUUCAAGAGUAAAAACCGUUGCGGCUUUCCGUGCUUCUAUUGUAGGAAUAUAUUCCACAACUUAGGAAGCCUCAAAGACCAUCAGAAAACGCAUAACAAGAGUGAAUUAAAAAAGAUUUUGAGAACUUUUGGUCCGGAAUGCCUAGUUGUUUAUGUGGAUAUAACAGAAUUACAAUGUACCCUAUGCAAGACGCAAAUGCCAAAUUUAAAUGAGUUAAAAACUCAUCUCAUAAGAAAACACCACAAGAAAUUCUACUCAGACUUCACGGACAGAGUUAUUCCAUUUAAAUUAUCAGAGGGCAAACAAUCAAGCUAUGAGUGCCAGAUUUGUGGUUUCAGUUUUCAGACGUUUGGUUCAAUCGAACGGCAUAUGAAUGUGCAUUAUAGGAAUUAUGUAUGCAAAGAAUGUGGCACAGGUUUUGUUACUAAGUAUAGAUUGAAAGUUCAUACCAAAAGUAUGCAUAUGGGUGGGACAUACCCUUGUGAUGUAUGCAAAAAGGUAUUUUCUACACAGCAAAAGCAUAAAAACCAUGUUGAUACUGUGCAUAAGUUGGUGAAGAGAUUUAAAUGCACUCACUGUAAUGAGAGGUUCUCAGAAUACUUUAGAAGACAGAAGCAUAUUGUUGAUGUUCAUAACGGGCAACCGUUGCAGUAUAAAUGCAAUGUGUGUGAUAAAGUCUUCGAUAGACGAUACACAUUGUCGAGGCAUAUGAAGCGAGACCAUUUGGAAGAAAGGGAUUAUCAGUGUCAACUGUGCGCGUACAAGUGUUUUACUAAUAAUGAACUGAGAGUGCAUAUGGUGAAGCAUAACGGUGAGAGAAUAUUUGAGUGUUCAGUGUGUCACAAGGCAUAUGCAAGGAAGAAGACACUGCGUGAACACAUGAGGAUUCACAACAAUGACAGACGGUUUGCUUGUAAUGUGUGCGGUCAGGCUUUUGUGCAGAAGUGUAGCCUUAAAGGGCAUGUUAAGACACAUCACGUAGAGUAUAAUAUUCCAUUAUAAUUCUUUUUCUACAUAAUCGUAAUUUACUCAAUACAAACCCCCAAACCAUAAC